Messenger RNA from Trichosporon asahii var. asahii CBS 2479, 1413 nucleotides. RefSeq lists its product as uncharacterized. The record is from RefSeq and is a predicted model, not a curated record. The transcript has 2 exons. Lineage: Eukaryota; Fungi; Basidiomycota; Tremellomycetes; Trichosporonales; Trichosporonaceae. Bases 1 to 1413 code for a protein of 470 amino acids.
AUGAGGAUUCUGGGUCAUGUGCGGUGGCCACGUCCUGUCCUAUUGCUGCUAGCGUCGGCGGUGAUCGCAGGCUGGUACCUGUACCUCGUCCCGCGAUCACAGUGGGUAGGACUGUUACCUUCCACUGCAUCGCGGGCCGAACAGGUGCCGGUCGCGAGCCCCCGACUGCAAGCCGUGCUCGAUGGACUGCAGGCAAACCUGACUGCCGUCUACGACAAGCACAAUGCGACGGUACCCCCGGCAGUGUACCCAUCGCAAGCCCUCACCGACGCCCAGCUCGAACGAUAUCGACAUUUGCAGACGCCUUCCCUGACCCGGUCCGCCCGCAUUCAGGCCAAUGCUCUUGGUCGUACGCCGCUACCGAAAUACAUGUUCACGACCCUGACGCGCAACAUUGGCGAAUCGCUUCCAGAUCUGCUCGUCGCGCUUGCGACUGUCAUCGACUUUGUUGGGCCGGAGCACACGAGCUUUUCGAUUCUCGAAGGUCCCAGCGACGACUUGACGCCGGUCGUGCUGGAGGAAGUGCUGCGUCCGCUCUUGCGGCACCUGAAUGUGCCAGACUCGGCCGUUAGCAUUGUCACGAAUGCACCAAAGGUGCAGUGGAACGAGGUCAACCGCAUUGAAGAGCUCGCAAAGCUCAGGAACCAGGCGCUGGAGCCGCUGUGGGCAGACAGCUCGAAGCAGUACCUCGCAAGCACGCCCGAGCACAAGCGGCGCACAGUCGGCACCGAUGUCGCGGCUGUCGUCUUCUUCAACGACGUCUUCAUCCAGGCGAGCGACUUUUUGGAGCUGCUGCACCAGCACUUUGUGAAUGGCCAGGGAAACCCAGGGGUCGGUAUCACGACCGCCUGGGACUGGAUGGCGCGCGAGCCGGCACACUUUUACGACAUUGACUCGGGCGACCUGUUCUACCCCAUCCGCGGCGAGUGGUGGACCCCGUCGGAAGAGAUCCUCGACAGCUCUCCCAAGUCCCGGGCCGCCUUUGAGACUCUCACGCCCUUCCAGGCGUUUAGCAGUUGGAAUGCGAUGGCCGUAUUGUCGCCAACACCAUUCUUGCCGCCUUUCGGUGUGCGCUUCCGCCGCUCACGGACAGACGUGGACGAGUGUGCCGCGAGCGAGUGCACGCUGAUCGCGUCCGACUUUUGGAAGUACGGGUGGGGGCGUGUUGAGGUCGUCCCGGCAGUCCAAUUGGCCUACUCGCACAAGGUUGCGGUAGACACCGCACUCGCACUGAAGCGGCGAAAGGCGAUCCUGGGCUGGCAUGAUGGCGUACCACCCUCAAAUUACGAUGGCCGCAUCAAGUGGAUCAAAGAGGCGCCACCCAAGAUCCGCUGCCAUCCCUGGCCCGAGCAGAACGGCUUGGAAGCGAACGUAUGGAAGACGACCAGGUGGGUCGCACCCUACCUGUUGUAA